AUGGCCAACACGGCAACUCCAGAAGAGACCGACACGGACUCAGAUGUGGAGUUCGAAGACGUGCCUCUAGCUGCACCAAGAUCAGCACCGGAUACAGACAACAACGGCACCGCCUCAGUUCACUCGGUGUCUUUCCAAACAGAAACGCCACUAUGGGCUCCGAUACUUUCUCUGCCCGAGCAACGCGCCCAGCCCCUGCAUCCCGGCUCGGCAGAGGAAACUCAAAUGCGUGGUCGAUUGAGCACAGGCAUCGAAAGAAUCACCUACCGUCACAUGAAGUCUGAAAUGGGCAUGGAUGGAAGCGAGACCCGAGCUUCAGAGAAAAGAUUCGAGAACUUCGCCCAGUUGGCACGGGAGGUGGGGCUGUUAGUCGAUUCGUUAUGGGCAUCGGCGACUCCCUCGAUCCAAGUCGAAGGCCUAAUCACUCUUGCUGGGAUCACCGAAAUGGCUCUCCCGACCUACAAAUUCGAUCCUGAGGCUACACUAACCAUCCUGCAUAAAUUUGACUCGAUCUUCGCCGCUCUCUGUACCGGUCAGCACCCGGUUACUAAAGAACUCAUUCCCGGUGCGACGGCAGACCGUCCGCUCGUGACGCAGACGCAGAAGGUUCGGAUCCGUAGCUUAGCGGAGACGACGCGGUACAAGAUCUUUUCUUGUCUUGAGGACUCCAGUUCGAGCAGUUUUUCUGAGCUGAAUGAAAAUGGGAAUGCUGCUUAUGAUGAUGAGCCCCUGGGUGCAGAUCUUCCUAUGCAGCCUUGGUUGAUGGAGGCUGCGAAGGUUUAUGACCAGACUUUGAUGUUGUUGGCGGAUCAGGGUGAAGGUGAUAAUCUAGAUGGGGGAUGUUAUGCGGAUUGA
Penicillium longicatenatum is the source of this 855-nucleotide messenger RNA. RefSeq lists its product as uncharacterized. The coding region runs from base 1 to 855 and encodes 284 amino acids. Gene Ontology annotation, cellular component: transcription factor TFIIH holo complex. The record is from RefSeq and is a predicted model, not a curated record. The transcript has 2 exons. Lineage: Eukaryota; Fungi; Ascomycota; Eurotiomycetes; Eurotiales; Aspergillaceae.